Molecule: messenger RNA, 2030 nt
Organism: Brassicogethes aeneus
Lineage: Eukaryota; Metazoa; Arthropoda; Insecta; Coleoptera; Nitidulidae
Source: the annotation of a GenBank genome assembly
AUUUAUCCUCAGUCUAGCAGCGAAUUGUUUUUGAAUCGCAAUGAUCUCCUGUAAUGUGAUGUUGGUGAUUUUGGCGACUUGUAACGUUGGUUACGCUGGAGUUUUGCAGGAAGACCCCAUCGUGGAAACAGAGUAUGGAAACGUCAGAGGAAGUAUCAAAGAAUCGAGAAACGGAAGGAACUUCUUUUCAUUUACUGGGAUACCAUAUGCGAAACCACCUAUAGGAGAGCUAAGAUUUAAGACUCCUCAAAAACUGGAACGAUGGUCUGAAAUUUUGGAUGCUCAGCAGGAUGCUCCUCACUGUAUACAAAAAAAUUAUUUAUUCGCAAAUCCAAAGAUAGAGGGGCAAGAAGAUUGUCUUUAUUUAAAUGUUUUUACACCUCAAAUUAGAACAAAAAGAAAUGUCGAAAACACCGGAUUAAUGCCAGUUAUGGUUUUUAUACAUUGGGGUGGAUAUGUAGUCGGUUACAGUAGUACUGGGUACUUGGGUCCAGAGUAUUUUAUGGACAAAAAUAUAAUACUUGUCACUUUUAAUUACAGAUUAGGAGUCAUGGGUUUCCUUAGCACCAAUGACGAUGAAGCGCCGGGUAAUUACGGACUAAAAGAUCAAGUGGCCGUUUUAAAAUGGGUGAAGGAAAAUAUCAAAUAUUUCGGGGGAAAUCCCGAUCAAGUCACCAUUUUUGGGCAAAGCGCUGGAGGUGCUAGUGUCCACUACCACAUGCUCAGUCCUUUGACAAAAAAUUUGUUUCAUAAGGGUAUAAGUCAAAGUGGAAGUGCCCUAUCCUUAUGGUGUAAACCGUUAGGUGCAGAACAAUUAAUAGUAACGAAAAUGCAGGCCCAAAUAGUGAAUUGUAACUCAAAUUCAACCACUAGAGAAAUGGUGGAUUGCCUUAGAAAAAUUGACGCGGCGGACUUGGUAGAAAGCAUGAAAACAUUUAAAUUUUUCUCUAUAGACCCAAUAAAUGUGUAUAUGCCUUCGAUAGAAAAGUUGACGAAAAUGAACCCUGAUCCAUUUAUAACCAAAACCCCACAGGAAUAUAUAAGAAAUAGAGAGUAUAAAAAUAUACCGUGGGUUUUGGGUUUGGUAAACAAUGAAGGGCUGAUAAGAGCUGAAGCACUUCUAAGACAAUCUUCAACCAGAAAAAGUCUAAACGCAAAUUUCGACGGACUUAUGCCCUUUUUAAUGGCCCUACAAUUGAGUGUACCCAAAAAGGAAUUAUUAAUAACCUGGGAGAAAAUCAAAGGCUUCUAUUUUCGUGGAAAAAGCCACAUUGAUAUUUCAAAUCCUGAAAGUGUUAAAUCCUUGAUAGAUUUAUACACUGAUAGAUCCUUUGCAUAUUCCAUGUACCAAAGUGCUUUGUACCAUAAAUACCAUGGGCAUGAUAAAAUUUGGUUCUACAAUUUUAACUACAAAGGAGAAAAUUCUUAUGGAGAUGCUUUUGCAGCUACAAAUGAAACCUUAAAUUACUCAUGGGGAGUUUCCCAUUGUGACGAGUUAAUCUAUUUAUUUAAAUCUCCCGCAUUAUUUUCAAAUGAGCUAAAUACAAACGACAAACAAUGCAGUGAAGAUUUAAUAACCAUGUGGACCAACUUUGCUUCAAAUGGGACUCCCAACGAAAACUGGUCCGAAAUGAACAACUUCGAAAACAAUACGAGCAAAAACAUAAAAUAUUUGAGCAUUGAAGGUUUGCAUGAAGGUUUGGGACCUGAGUACUCCAUGACUUCCGGUUUGCAUAAAUCGAGAUUCAAGUUCUGGGAGCACAUGGCUUUAGUCGAAAAUUUGAAAGAAUUAAAUGAGACAAUAAGAUUUUAAUUUCUUAGAUAAAACGUGUCUGUGAUAUCCUUUAGGUAGUGAGAUAAUAAAUAGUAAGUUCGGAUAAAAGCUAUGUAACCAAAGCCCGCCAUAUUUAAUUUAUAUUAUGUAUACUAUGUAUCAAUAACAAAAUAAAUAACAAUUAUUUAUUUAUUUACUAUGUAACCAAAGCCCAACAUAUUUAUUUUUAUAUUAGGUAUAAUAUAUAUGUAUCACU